Molecule: messenger RNA, 1935 nt
Organism: Cuscuta campestris
Lineage: Eukaryota; Viridiplantae; Streptophyta; Magnoliopsida; Solanales; Convolvulaceae
Source: the annotation of a GenBank genome assembly
AAGAAUGGAGAAUGUCACAUGAGGAGAGCAACGAUUUUUGGCUUCCAGCUAUUUCAUUGACAUUCCUUGAAUCAAUCCUUGCAGCAGGCAGCAACGACAGAGGAGUCGCCAGAGGCUAUUGCAUCACUAGAUUCAUCCAAUUUCAGGUGUUUUGAAAUUGUUGCACUAUUUUUUAUUUUAAGAGUUUCAAAUUGAGUUAGAUAAAAACUUCAAUUCCUAAUCAUUUUACAUGAACUUUGGUUACUGCAUUUAGUGACUUGGUAUUGGUUUAUUUAUGCCACUUUGAAGUUUUUCUCUCUGAUUAUGUAGCAGUCUACACAUGUGUUUUAUUCUACAAAUAGGAUUAAGCAGAGUAUUAAACCUCUUUUUAGUCUUUUGAAAGUUGUAUUGAAAGUUUGAUUUCUUUAUCGGUAUAUCUUUUAUGUCCCUAGAUUAAUAUGUAUUGGUUUGGUACCCUCAAAUUAUUAGCAGCUUGAGCAAGAUGAGGGGCCUUUAUUUAUACCACUUUGAGGUGCUUCACGCUGUGAAUACAAAAAGAAGGUCACUUGUUUUUUAGUUUUCUAUAAGUUGUUAUUAUGAAGUUAAGUACAGAGUGUAUGAUUAUGUGUAUUGAUUUCCACUUUUAAUUUUGUGUCUAGACGUGAGAAAUUAUCUAUCCGCUGCUGACACAUUGCAAGCAUGGAAAGUUCAAAAACCGAAACGGAGCGAAAACCGAAAUUGGAUCGAAAGCAAAACCUACAAAGUGUAGCUACCAUAUCUUUGCGUUGAUUUCUUCAUCAUCUGAAAAGCUUGCGGAGGAGAUGAAGAUGCCGAUGAGAACAAAUAUGUAAACUUCUGAAGGGGCUAGAAAAAGAGAGGGUUUCACAAGAACAAACAGAGAGAGGAAUGGAUGAAGGAAAAUUGAGUUCAGGGAGCAACGAUCAUAUUGAUGAUAUCAGAUGGCUUUGCUCAUUGAAUGAAUCUGAACUUGAUUUCUUAAUGAGCUUGAAAGUGAUGAUUCUCCAACGUGCGAAGAACAUCGGCUCCAAACCUAUGGCCAAGAACUUCGGCUUGAAGUUUCUCCGUGCUCUCAGUUUUAUUUUGAUGAACAAACUUAAAGGUCAACUAGAAGGUGUGCCGGGUUUCACCGGAUCCUCCUCCUCGCAUUUGGAUAGAUGUAAAUUGUUGAAGUUUGAUCUCGACGACGCAUUUAAAAGCUUGAGUAUGGAGGAGUUGAGCACAUACAUUUGCAGUGAGAAGAAUAAGCGAGCACUGUCCGCGUUCUUUAAAGAUGUACUUCCUCCUCCUCCUCCUCCUCCCCCAAGUAAGAAGCCGAAAACCGAAGGCUAAAUGAAGCUACAAUCAAUCAAUCAAUCAAUGAUAAUGCACCCUGAUAUAGUUUUCUUCACUGCUCCAUUGCCACUUCUAUGGCUUGAUUCACCACUUCUGCUGCACUGCAGGUUUCUCUCUUCCUCCCCCCCCCCUGAGCCCUUUCUAUGAGAGGACGCUCUGUACACCGACUCGUCCUUUGAUCAGGACGGGUCCUUUAAAGUUUGGAGCUUUGUGCACUAUUGACAUUUAUCUAGUACGGGGUGCGCGGAUAUAAUUAAUAUUCUCUGCAUUCUUUUUUUGAAGGGAUUCUGUGUAUUCUUUUAUCUCUUUAUUUAUCAAAAUUUUCUCUUUCCCUAAUACUCUAAGGGGCUGUUUGGUAACUUCUGAAUGGGUAAGUGCUGAAUCAGUAAGAGGUCUGAACCAUUAAGUGCUGAACCAGUAAGAGAUCUGAACCAUUAAGAGCUAGUAUAUUGUUUAACUAUUCAGAGGCAAAUGUCUGAUCAAUUCAGAUAAGAGCUCUUAACCAUUCAGACUCUGUAUAAUACUUAACCAUUCAGAGGCAAAUCUCUUAACCAUUCAGACAUCUGAACCAUUAAGAGGCUGAAACAAACAGUCUGAACCAUU